AUGGAGGCGCUUACGCUAGGACUCCAGGGUCGGGUAGCACUGGUCGCAGCAGCGAGUGCGGGACUCGGUUACUACUGCGCUCUCGCGUUCGCCAGGGCGGGAGCGCGAGUAGCGAUAUUUUCGCGCUCCGCCGAGCGCAUUGAGGCGGCCGCGGAGAAGAUCCGCGGAGAGGUGGGGGGCGCGCAGGUGCUGCCGCUCGUGGCGGACGUUCUCAAGGCGGACGAGCUUCAAGCCGUUGUGGAUGCUACAGUGAAGACUUAUGGUGGGCUGCAAGUGCUUGUGGCGAACAGUGGAGGGCCCCCUCCUGGCACAUUCGAUAGUGUCACAGAGGCACAAUGGCAGGAGGCGUUUCAGGGAACGCUCAUGUCCACCACGCGGCUCGUUCAACAUGCAGUGCCUCACAUGAAGACAGCCUCAUGGGGUCGCAUUGUGGUGAUCACAUCCACAUCGGUCAAGCAGCCCAUCCCUGGGCUGCUUCUCUCCAAUGCCAUGCGCCCUGCUGUCGUUGGCAUGCUCAAGACCCUCUCUCUUGACCUAGCCUGCCACGGCAUCACAGUCAACAAUGUGGCACCAGGCAGCUUUGACACAGCACGGAUCGCCAAUCUUGCCACCAAACGGGCAGAGGCGUGGGGUGUGACGGUGGAAGAGGCUAGGAAGCGCAUGGAGCAGCAAAUUCCCAUGGGAAGGCUGGGCCGGCCAGAGAAAAUGGCGAAUGCGGUCCUGUUCCUGGCUUCAGAGGCUGGGAGUUAUGUCACGGGGCAGACUCUAGUGGUGGACGGAGGGGUGACUGCAGGAUACUAG
Messenger RNA from Closterium sp. Naga37s-1, 801 nucleotides. The record is from the annotation of a GenBank genome assembly. NCBI's taxonomy places the organism in Eukaryota, Viridiplantae, Streptophyta, Zygnematophyceae, Desmidiales, Closteriaceae.